GUACACGGCGGUUGUAGGUACUGAGGCAAUCGAACGCUUCAUAGCCUACCAUGUCCAACAGUUGUGCGCUAGGGUUCGUUCGGCAUUGCCGCUUUUUUGGCAGCUCAAUCCACCAACACACCAGAAUCGGUCGCAGAAGGCUUCGACCGUGCAUAUAGGAAAGUGCGUUUACUUGUGGAAUUAGUAGGUACAAAUCAGUCCAGUGUAGAGGGUGAGGCUUUUUCGAUCCUAAAUCGUUCACGUUCCUUGCAGGAAUAAGUAAAAUUUUUGUUCGUGAAUAUCGUGAUUUGGGUUUUGCUUAAUUUAUGCACCAACAUUUGUAUUUUCCUGUGCUUCCGGUUUGGUGGAACUUUUACCAUUUUGCCAACCCAGGUUUCCCAGAGUGAGAACUUAAUUUAACGUCACUUCCUGCACAGACGUCGGUGCAAAACGUCGGAAGUUUCGGAACGGAACGGUUAGUUCGUUGUGAUUUCCGCUGCACCCCACCCAGCUGUAAAAAAGAAUCGACACGAAGGUGGGUUUGAAUUGAAUAUUUUAGUGCGAGCAAGCAUAUUUAAACUACAGCAAGGAUGUCGCUGCCAAAUAUAGGACGUGUUUCAACACCUCAGCCACAUUUCAUGCCGGGAUACACAGGCUACUGUCCACAGUACAUGUAUCGUAUCGGUAAUACGUACUCAUCUCUCACGCAUCGUUUACUGAUUGAUCCGACGGUAGCCCACUCGGAAAAGCUGAUCCUUUCCGAUCGAACAAACGAUGAGUAUUCGAUUGAACGACAACCCGUAGCUACCCAGCUGGACGAAGAUGAUCGCCGCCGAGAGGAUGAUGAUCAGCGGGACACGAUCUACCAUCACACGCCCAUGCCCGGUUAUGAGGGUUACAUACCGCGAACGAAGGAUAAAUUUGGCAAACGGUAUGCCGUCACCACAACGGAAGGUUUAUCCGAGUUUGAGCGAGACUGUCAGCGAACGAGGGCGCAGCUGAAACGGUUGCGCCAUCGUGUUGCUCAACCAAUCUCAACCAUUUCCAAAGGAAGUCUAGGCGAACGGAUGCUUCGACUGAAUGAUUAUGAAAUUCCACUACGAUUGGUGCGCCCCGAUGCGCUCAGCGUAGUAAAGGAGGUACCGAUGGAAAAUUUACCCCCACUGCCCGGUUUACCUUACUUUUCCCGUGACACACCACCGAUGGCGCUACCGAACGAACAUCCGGAAAAGUGGAUCAAGCUAGGAUACACUGGACACAAACCAUUCCUUUGGCCAAGGUUCGGCGAAGCGAAUGUACCGCUAGCAUCGAAAGCGCUCUGUGAUUUUACCAACAGCUACAAUCAUCGACGAAGCACCGAUUGGGAACCGAUAACAUUGGCCGGUGCAGGAACGACGCAACCGUCGGCGAGGGUUAACGAAAUCUAUCACAAAACGAUUGGCCUUCUGCCGAACUAUCAGGGGCACGUACCGGGAGCUAUGUUUAGGUUUGGGAAAACCUUCGGCAACGAUAGCAAGGAUGCGAAAAAGUAUCUAAAAAGGUGCUGAAAAAGAAAUUCAUUAUGGUGAUAUGUUUUGAAGGAAAAACAAAAUCUACCACAACAAUCGCAUGUGCGCAGUGAGUGAUGAUUCUAUUUGUUAAACUUUACCGAUUGAAUGAUCCACUCCCAAGGAAAGUUAUGAAAAAUAAACGAUGCUAAAACCUAACAA
Molecule: messenger RNA, 1688 nt
Organism: Anopheles funestus (African malaria mosquito)
Lineage: Eukaryota; Metazoa; Arthropoda; Insecta; Diptera; Culicidae
Product: UPF0605 protein CG18335-like
Exons: 7
Coding region: 570-1526 (318 amino acids)
Source: RefSeq, a predicted model, not a curated record